This is a messenger RNA of Pongo pygmaeus (Bornean orangutan), 1143 nucleotides long. It is a transcript of the gene ZNF688, whose product is annotated as zinc finger protein 688. Gene Ontology annotation, biological process: regulation of transcription by RNA polymerase II. Gene Ontology annotation, molecular function: RNA polymerase II cis-regulatory region sequence-specific DNA binding; DNA-binding transcription factor activity, RNA polymerase II-specific. The record is from RefSeq and is a predicted model, not a curated record. Lineage: Eukaryota; Metazoa; Chordata; Mammalia; Primates; Hominidae. The coding region runs from base 73 to 903 and encodes 276 amino acids. The transcript is spliced from 3 exons.
CAGCUGAAGCCGGGAGCGGGGAGGCGGCGGCUCCAGGGACCUGGCGGCCGCCGAUCGGGGCUGCGAGGCCCCAUGGCGCCGCCCCCAGCCCCGCUCCUGGCGCCGAGGCCCGGGGAGACCCGGCCUGGUUGCAGGAAGCCCGGGGCUGUGAGCUUCGCGGACGUGGCCGUGUACUUCUCCCCGGAGGAGUGGGGCUGUCUGCGGCCCGCGCAGAGGGCUCUGUACCGGGACGUGAUGCGGGAGACCUACGGCCACCUGGGCGCGCUCGGAUUCCCAGGCCCCAAACCAGCCCUCAUCUCUUGGAUGGAACAGGAGAGUGAGGCUUGGAGCCCCGCCGCCCAGGAUCCUGAGAAGAGGGAAAGACUGGGAGGAGCUCGGAGAGGAGAUGUCCCAAACAGGAAGGAAGAGGAACCCGAGGAAGUCCCAAGAGCCAAAGGGCCUAGAAAGGCUCCUGUGAAGGAGAGUCCUGAAGUGCUGGUGGAACGCAACCCUGACCCAGCUAUUAGCGUGGCCCCGGCACGGGCACAGCCACCCAAAAAUGCUGCCUGGGACCCGACCACAGGAGCACAGCCCCCGGCACCCAUACCCAGCGUGGAUGCUCAGGCCGGCCAGCGGCGCCACGUGUGCACGGACUGCGGCCGCCGCUUCACCUACCCCUCGCUGCUGGUCAGCCACAGGCGCAUGCACUCGGGGGAGCGGCCCUUCCCCUGCCCCGAGUGUGGCAUGCGCUUCAAGAGGAAGUUCGCAGUGGAAGCGCACCAGUGGAUCCACCGCUCCUGCUCCGGGGGGCGGCGGGGCCGGAGGCCUGGGAUCCGGGCUGUGCCUCGGGCCCCCGUUCGAGGUGACCGGGACCCGCCUGUGCUCUUCCGGCACUACCCAGACAUCUUCGAGGAGUGCGGCUGAGCGGCACCGCAGGCUGGAGUUGAGCCUGACCUUGGCACGAAGGACUGACGGAGCCCUGACGUGGGCCACUGAGUCGGGGACUCCGGAACUGAAAUUCAUGCCCUGGGCUUUCCUCAAGGAUCCCUCAAGUUUCCAACUUGUAAAAAGAAAAGUGCCUGUAAAGAUUCGAAUAGAUUAGACUUGCCACCCCUCUCCCCAGUCUUUUGUUAAAAAAAAAAAAAAAAAAAAAAAGAAGAGAGU